Molecule: messenger RNA, 363 nt
Organism: Clunio marinus
Lineage: Eukaryota; Metazoa; Arthropoda; Insecta; Diptera; Chironomidae
Source: the annotation of a GenBank genome assembly
AUGCCACUUACAAUUCGUCUACUUACCAUGGUCGGAACGCGACAAAAGAAGAAAAAUCAAUAUUUGACAGACAUCAAACUCGAAGGGUUCUUUCAAGAGUUCUUAUUUGGCUAUCGAGAACAGCGUUACUCAUUUACAUUUACAUUUCUCUCACUCACCUCCGCUAAAGAGGAAAACAAUUCCAUGAACUCGUCAGUACAUUAUUCUUUGUGUGUGUGCGUAUUUAUGGCUCCAAGUCGCUGGGGCAAAAAUAAAAAAAGUUGGUACGGCUGUCAAUCAAUCAUGCACGUUUUAGCUUUAAAACCGGACGCUACAUUGUAUUGUGUGCGACAGAUGAAUAAAAGAAAAAUUGACGAAUCUUAG